GUGAAACUCAAAAACAUGACUCUCUGCCUCGCCACUCUCCUCACACAUAACAACUCUCAGUGCCUUAUUCUUAAUGAGAAGUGAGAACCGCACACCAAUAUUCUUCUCCUUCUUCUUCUUCUCGAUUUCGCUCUCGCUCUCGCUCUCCAUCAUUCCAGUAAUCAGCAGGUCUCACAAUAGUCACCGUCGCUCUGGAUCUGGUUCCCAUAACAAAACAUGGGUUUCUGAUAAUGAAAGUUCUGAUAGCAAUAAUGGCUUGACCACAGGGGCUAUUAUAGGCAUUAUUAUAGGUUCAAUAUUGGUGGCUGUUAUUUUGAUACUUGCUCUUUUCUUCUGUGUCCGAAAGCAAAAAGGGAAGGAAAAGGUUACAAGAACUUCUAGUGGGAGCCUUCCUCAUGGAACUACUAAUGAAGAAGGGAGCUGGUUCCACAUCAGAGAAACCUCGUUGAUUUUUGCAUGCUACCAACCUCAAGAUCACCUCAAGAUGUUAUGUGUGAUGCUGGUAAGUCUUGUGGUGUGGAGUCCGUUUGUUGUAGGUUCAGAAAACUUAGCCGCGAAUCAUGAUGUCAUGCAGAUAGUUGAGGUCUUGGAUGACCGUGCGCGUGAUAAGCGACUGGUUGCUUUACCGGAAAAAUACCACAAAUCUCAGAGAGGUUGGAAGGUUGUGUCCAUACAGGGAGACAAAGCACAACAUGAUCAUACAAAGGCACUUUCAUUAUUCAAGAAUGGGAGCUUCCCUUUAAUGGGGCUAGCAAGUUGUUCAAGAAGAAUGGGAUGAUAGUGCUGUGAGUAGCUGUGAGUUGCGGUUCGAACAAAGUGCCAAUUCAUUUUGAUAACUAUUCAGUAAAUUCAAGAGAAAAAAAUUGUCGCAUCAAAUAAGCAAAAGCAAAGACCAACUUCAAAGCUAGGAGAACCGUGUCAUUGGUGUCAAGGCAAAAAUAAUGUCAAGUUAUCAAUUUUUUGAAGAGCAGUCAAAGGUUUAUGGUUUUGAAUUUUUUAGUAUAUUUAUGAUUCAUGAUUUUUCUUCCUCAUUUACUUUUAAACUCUUAGAUGAUUAGAUCAAUUGUGAAAACCGAAAACCAGGCUACUUUUAAAGUUACAACUUUAGAUCAUUGCUAACAUACACUCGUAUUGCUACAUUGAUAUAACAUAGUUAUAGGUUAGUAA
Messenger RNA from Arachis ipaensis, 1167 nucleotides. The record is from RefSeq and is a predicted model, not a curated record. NCBI's taxonomy places the organism in Eukaryota, Viridiplantae, Streptophyta, Magnoliopsida, Fabales, Fabaceae.